AUGGCGAAGAAGCUCGCGGGGCUGUUCGAGCUCACGCGCGCGAGCGAGGCGGGGUUCGACCCGGAAAAGUACGGCCUCGACGACGACGCGGCGCUGCGAAUCGCCGCGGAGUUUGGACGGUUCGACGCCGACGGCGACGGCGUGAUAAACCGCGACGAGCUCGAGCGCCUCCUGGACGAGUUCGGGACGGCGCGACACGCGAGCGCGACGCGGAUCAUCGAGGAGGACAGCGCGGAGACGUUCGAGGCGGAGAUGUUCAAGCCGCUGAUCGAUUACCCUUCGGUCUACGCCACCCCGGAAGGGGUGAAGACGGCGAUGGAGAUGAUCGACGGCGACGGCGGCGGCGAGAUAUCGCUCGAGGAGUUCGUGCAGUGGUACGCGAGAGAGUGCCCGCUGCCGCCGCGGGGCGGGAAGAAGAAGAAGAAGAAGAAGAGUACAAAUAACGUCGUGACGAUCGACAUCGACGACGUCGACGACGACGCCGCCGUGGACGAAGACGGGGACCGGAGGCUGCUGGAGGCGGCGGCAGCGGCGGACGCCGAGCUCUCCGCCGCCGGCGCGGUGCGUUCUCCUCACACUGGUUCCCAUACGACCGCGUUGGCGUGGUGA
Micromonas pusilla CCMP1545 is the source of this 609-nucleotide messenger RNA. RefSeq lists its product as uncharacterized. The transcript has 2 exons. Gene Ontology annotation, molecular function: calcium ion binding. The coding region runs from base 1 to 609 and encodes 202 amino acids. The record is from RefSeq and is a predicted model, not a curated record. NCBI's taxonomy places the organism in Eukaryota, Viridiplantae, Chlorophyta, Mamiellophyceae, Mamiellales, Mamiellaceae.